Molecule: messenger RNA, 332 nt
Organism: Micropterus salmoides (largemouth bass)
Lineage: Eukaryota; Metazoa; Chordata; Actinopteri; Centrarchiformes; Centrarchidae
Gene: pet117
Product: protein PET117 homolog, mitochondrial
Exons: 2
Coding region: 86-331 (81 amino acids)
Biological process (GO): mitochondrial respiratory chain complex IV assembly
Cellular component (GO): mitochondrion
Source: RefSeq, a predicted model, not a curated record
GAGCGCCGGCAGCAGCAGCAGAAGAAGAACCUCUCAGCAGCACAGCCAGGUAGCCGCUGGCUAACGCGAGGCUAAAGCUAACGGGAUGUCUACGGCCUCUAAAGUGGUUCUGGGAGUUUCUGUGGUUCUGACUCUGAGCACUGUGGCUGGAGUUCACCUCAAGCAGACCUGGGACAGACAGCGUCUCCACGAGGGCGUAGUCAGAGAUCUGGAGCGGCUGGAGAGGAAGAAGGAGAAUCUGAGGCUGCUGGAGGAGCAGAAGACUCUGACCAGACAGCUGGAGGAGGAGAGGCAACGCAGAGAGGCAGAGCUCCGCCCACACGACCACUGAG